AGUAGGAAGAAGAAGCCGAUUCUGGAAGCCAUUACGUUGCGCACAUUACCGGAGUAAAUCCUACUAUUUUUGCGUACAAUACGCACAAUUACCUGCCGUAAAGACGCUUUUCUGCACUUAUGGCAUCGGUGGCCAAAAAGAGAAAAAUGAAUUUCUCGGAGAGGGAGGUGGAAAUUAUAGUGGAAGAAAUAGAGAAACAAAAGCACACACUGGUUAACCACUUCAAUGCCGGAGUCACACACAUGGCCAAGAAUAACGCGUGGAUGGACAUCCUGAAAAAGGUGAACCAGGUCACCACCUGUCCGCGCGAGCUGCCCGAGGUCAAGAAGAAGUGGUCCGACAUGAAGACGGAGGUCCGGCGGAAGGUGGCCCAAGCGCGGGCUGCCAUCGAGGGGACGUCCGCGGACUGCACUCCAGUUCCCGUCAUCCUCACCGCCAUGCAGCAGCGGAUCUGUAACCUGCUGGGAGAGGCCACCAUCAUCAGCCUACCUGCCGGAGACUCGGAUGCGGAGAUCACCUUACCUGUGACCGUCAACGCCGCCGCAACCGUCACUCUGACGGAGGCUCUUCCAGCCAGUGCCGGGACAGUCUGUGACGACUCAAAGCUGAAUGCUGAGACGACGUACCACACUCUGGAGGAUGGCGGCGUGGUGGAGUACUGCACCACCACUGAGGGCGACUCUGCCCCGACUGUGGUGGCCGCAGUCGAGGCUCCCAUGGAGAUGCUGGCCUCGUCUUCCGUUUCCCCGCCGCCAUCUCAGAGUCAGGCCAAACCGCAGGAGCUGAAGAGCCGCAUUGCUCUGAACUCCGCCCGCCUGUUGCAGGAGCAGCGAGUCACCAACGUGCACAUCCGCCAGAUCGCCCAGCACCUGGAGGGCCAGAACGAGCUGCUGCAGAUGAUGCGGCGCUCCCAGGAGGCGCAGGCCUUUGCCCAGGAGAGGCAAGCUCAGGCACUGGAGGGCACGCAGGCCGCCCUGCUCGCGUUGGUGCAGAUGCUCCGACCGGCUCUCAAAGACCUGAGGAAGUUUCUGCAGAGCGGGUCUGAGGCGGCGAACGCCAGCAGCUCUGUGGCAACACCGGCAACUGGAGCAACCAUUGAUGGAGUGGCAACGGAGGAGCAGAGCAGGCCCAAAACACCUCCGCCUCCUACUCCUACACAACAGGCUGAGGAGGCGCAGUAGACUCUGUGUGUGUGUGUGUAUGUGUGUGUGUGUGUGUGUGUGUAUGUGUGUGUGUGUGUGCGUGUGUGUGCGUGCGUACGUGUGUGAACCAUGAUUACACUUAUGCCUUAUGAAGAACAUGUACAGAACCAAUGGAGAACUGUUAUUUUUAUUUUUUUGCCACGACUUGAUGUUAUUUAAUACCCUGAAUCUGGUUUUCUGAUCUUUUUUUAUGCAAAUAUUUCAUCAGCCUGAUGGAAAAUUAACGGGUUGGUUUUUUUAGACCGUGAUGAGCCAGGUUUGUGUGUGAGCUGCACUUUAACCAGCAUGUGUUCAGACCGGAAUAAAGUGAAAAAGAGGCCAAACUCUUUAUUUCCUGUCACAUCUCUCCUGUUCCAGGGGCAGAUGUUCAUGUUAAACAUGGUAAAAGAAGUCAGUGUGUGAAUAAAUGAUCCCCAUGAGUCAAAAGUUUUAAACACUUAGUUUCACACAAUUUUUUCUACUCUUGGAUCUGUAUCAUGUCAUAGAGAGCAGGCUUUCUAUAAAAUACUUGAAACACGUCCAAAGUUCCACUCUUUUCUUGGUAUCGUCUUCUUGUGCAUCUCUAAAUUGUUUUCGGAGCUUCCAUCCGCUGUGGUGCUGUUAUGUUCCUCCCGUACUGUAGCUCUGCAGUGUGUGAUGGAUCUUGUCCAGUGUAUCCAAAUGUUUCAGGGAGGCGAUUGUGAUGGCAUGCACCACAGUUCAUUUCCUCUGAUUGUUCACUAUCAGAUGCCUCAGAGGACUUCACAGCAGGCCUCAGCAAUGAUGGUCUCACCCUGGGGAUGAUUUAAUCGUGCAAAACUUGUUGAAUGUUCAAUAAAAUGACGUGCUCUUGAAGGCGUGCCUUCAGGCUGGAAAA
Molecule: messenger RNA, 2058 nt
Organism: Neolamprologus brichardi
Lineage: Eukaryota; Metazoa; Chordata; Actinopteri; Cichliformes; Cichlidae
Gene: naif1
Product: nuclear apoptosis inducing factor 1
Cellular component (GO): nucleus
Source: RefSeq, a predicted model, not a curated record